Phlebotomus papatasi is the source of this 2796-nucleotide messenger RNA. RefSeq names its product nucleolar and coiled-body phosphoprotein 1. Bases 101 to 1954 code for a protein of 617 amino acids. The transcript is spliced from 3 exons. The record is from RefSeq and is a predicted model, not a curated record. Lineage: Eukaryota; Metazoa; Arthropoda; Insecta; Diptera; Psychodidae.
GGAGUGCAAAAAUUUAGGUUAUGUCAGCCUGCUUGGUUACUUUGUUUUUCUCGAGAAAAUAGUGCUUUCCUCCGGUUCUUUGUGAUUUUUUUGGGUUGAGAUGCCUUCUCAGAGACACAGAAUUACCAGCAAAUCCCAGCCGAAGCAGGAAGUUGAAAAAAUCAAGGUAAAAACCGAGCCAAUUGAUAUUCUUCCAUUGUCUGAGUAUGUGGACGACAGAGUGGAGCUGAUCAAACAAGCCUUUCAAUGUCUCAAUCCUAAAGCUAUCAAAAAGAUAGCUCCGGACUUCCUCCAGAGCAAACCCAUUGAGAAAAUCCAGGAACAAUGUCUCAAUGAGGUAUUAGGAAUGUCCAAAAAGCGUCUGCUUUCGAUUAUCAAUGCCACAAAAUGCCCCACAGAUACAGAAUCCUCGUCAGAUGAGGAAGCUGUGAAGGCUGUAGUGGAGCAUAUUUCCCUGGAUGAGAUCUCAUCGGAGGAUGAACGAUCAAAAACAGCGAGCAAGAAGAAGCAUAAGAAGACAGAGAAAAAAGCAGAGGAAAAGCCUCCGGAAAAGAAGGAAUAUUCCGUUUUGGAACUUCUUGAGCUCCAAGCUCGUGCAAGAGCUAUUAGAUCUCAAUUGGCUCUUGAGCCUGUGACUAAAAUUGAAAUAAAAGAAUCCGAUGAAGAAGAAGAUGAGGAACAACCUCCUCAAAUCAAACCAUCUCAACCUGCAUCUUCAGCACCCCAAGCUCCACCUAAAUCCUCAAUAUCCACCAAUACAAAUAAUCCUGGGAAAUCUUCGGGUAGCAAAAAGGCUCCAAAGUUGAAAAGUGUUGUCUCAGAGGUCAAUAAACCUGACAAAUCAAAUGAAAAAGCUAAAGAAUCCAAUAAAAAUGGCUUGGAGAAAGAAAGAUCCACUGAGGAUUCCCGGAAAAGUUCAGAGAGGCGCAUUAAAUUGAAGAGAAACUGGAGAAGGAGAUCUGGAGAUGGUGAAAAUAAUACAAUCGAUGGUCAUGCAAAUAUUGUAAUAGAAGUGAAGAACACAAAGCAAACGACCCAGGUGCAGCCAGAACCAGAAAGAAGUCCAUCUCCUGAUGUUCUUCCAAUUGUUGCCAGUCCAGAAACUCUCUGUAUAUCCAGUGACACAGAUGAGGAAGUCCCUGCACCUGAGAAAGUCACUGAAAAAAAUUCAAAGGAAGAUCAAGUGACUCCGGCAAAGGAACCGUCUCCUCAGAAAGAAAUUCCAGAGGAACCCCCUAGAGAUGAUACUCCCGAAGAAGGAGAGGUACUUGAUGAACUGGAAAUAAUGAUCCGAGAGGAUUAUAAGAAUCUCGAGGAAACAGCCCAAGAAAAAUCACCUCAAAGGGGUGAAAAUAAGAAAGAACCGGAAGAAGAAAUCGAUAGGACAAAUACUGAGCAGGAAAUGGAGAAGCCAACAGUUGAGGAGGAAAAAGUGGCAACUGAAGAAGAUAGGACAGAUGAUGAUUUAAACGAUGACUGCAUAGAAAUUGUCUGCACAGAUAUUUUGGAGGAAAAUCCAGAGCAAAAAGAGGAGUCAGAUACUCAAAAUAAGACAGAACCGGAAGAUGAAAUCCUUGAGCUAAAUGACUCCAGUGAUGAGGACGAUCUUCCACUGUCUCAACUCAUCGGGGAAAAGGGAUCACCAUCAAAAUCCAAAAACAGUAAGAUUGAGUCAUGGAACUCCAGAUGGUUGGAGAGUUCCCGUGUCUCGAAGAUCAUGGCUACGUCACGUCUGGGAAAUUCUGUUCGGCGAAAGAUAAAGACGAAGAGUAAGAAGCAAAAGGAGACAGAGGAAAAUGAGUCCAAUUCAGCGGCAGAGGAGGUUCCAGUGAAGGUGACCGAAUCGAGUGUAGAAGUGGGAUCAGUGGAGCAUUUUCAUGAGUUGGCGGAAAAACCACAAGAGAGUGAUAAAAAUGAGGAAAAAUCGCGAAAACCGUGUACGAAAAAGCGCUAAACCCGUAAUCCCGUUCGUGAUGUUGGAAUCCAAAUUGGACGAGGCUGAGUGUGCUGCAUUAAAGACCGUUUUAUCACCAAAGCAACGAGACGCAGAGAACGUGUUUGCUAUAACCAACAUAUAAUCCGGAUUUGGUUGAGGAGGCACAACCGUGCGCCAAAGAGUGGUUUGAAUGCACGUUAUCCGAUCGCCGUUCGUGGUACAACUGAAUGGCCAGUGCUACAAACACCAUCCGCAGAGCGCGCUAUGGUGAGAGAUGAGAGAUCAAGUUGUGAAGAGAUGGGCCUUGCAUAUAUAUAUGCAACCUUCUUGGGAAUCACAUGAAAAGAAUACAAACCAAGUCAUGGGCAAAUGGAGAGUGGCCUCGAGAGUGUGAUGUUCUCUCAUUUUCUCAGGAAGAGAUAGUUGUGGCCCCAUGAGAGAGUGGAGAAAAGAAGUUUUUUUUUUUUUUUAACAUCGAAGAAGAAGAAAAAAAUGUGAUUCUGCUUUGGCGCGCGCCCGAGCUCAAAUUCAAGAGACUCUCCCCAACAAAGCACUUACCUCGCGGUAUACCUUCUUAUAACCAUCAGGUGAGCCAAGGUGAGAGAGAACGAGAGAUGUAUAUGGAUAACUCAUAUGGCGAGAACGGUGUUCCAUUAACCUACUGAUACAGAACCAUCCAACAAAACCAACAUAACUUCUUCUGCGCUGCUUCAUGGUCUUGGUCGUCUUCGUCGUCAUCGUCAUCUUUGGAAGUAGCAGGUUUGUCAUUAUUUUACAACAUCAUUUUUUUUGUUCCCUUAUAUCUUGUAAUUGCCAAUCGAUAAAAAUACAUUUAACUCUUGAGAGAGCAUCAACUUUAA